AUGUUUGUUACUGUAGUGAUAAAAGAUACACUAAUCAUUAAACCAGAACGAUUCAAAAAGGAUAUUGUUACAGCAGUGGAAGAUGAAAUUCAUAUGAAAUAUUCUAACAAAAUUCUUCCCGAUGUAGGAUUGUGUGUGUCGAUAUAUGAUUUUAUUUCAAUAGGAGAUCCUCAUAUUUAUCCAAAUCAACAAGGAAAUUAUUUUGUGGAAGCAAGUUUUAGGUUGAUAGUGUUUAAACCAUUUGUUGGAGAAAUUAUUACAGGAAGAAUAAUGGGAUCGGAUCCUGAACAAGGCCUAAAAGUAGCUAUUGGAUUUUUCAACGACAUUUACAUCCCACCCUAUUUAUUAGCCCAACCAUGUAAAUAUGAUGAAGAGACAAGCCAGUGGCAGUGGAUUUAUGAAGACAAUGCUCUUCCGUACGCCCAUCCACAAGAAAUACGAUUCCGAGUAAACUCUCUAACAUUCAACACCACCAUAGAUUCUAAUCCUCCUCAUGAGGAAAAAGCACCAAUGAUCAUCACAGGAAGAGCCAAUGAGCCUGGUCUUGGAUUGACAUCAUGGUGGACACAGUCUGGAGAUGAAGAACAAUAA
Molecule: messenger RNA, 591 nt
Organism: Naegleria gruberi
Lineage: Eukaryota; Heterolobosea; Eutetramitea; Acrasida; Naegleriidae
Exons: 3
Coding region: 1-591 (196 amino acids)
Biological process (GO): transcription initiation at RNA polymerase III promoter; DNA-templated transcription
Cellular component (GO): RNA polymerase III complex
Source: RefSeq, a predicted model, not a curated record